Aethina tumida (small hive beetle) is the source of this 2608-nucleotide messenger RNA. RefSeq names its product kinesin-like protein KIF23 (gene pav). NCBI's taxonomy places the organism in Eukaryota, Metazoa, Arthropoda, Insecta, Coleoptera, Nitidulidae. Bases 85 to 2460 code for a protein of 791 amino acids. Gene Ontology annotation, molecular function: ATP hydrolysis activity; microtubule binding; microtubule motor activity. The record is from RefSeq and is a predicted model, not a curated record. Gene Ontology annotation, cellular component: microtubule; kinesin complex; nucleus. Gene Ontology annotation, biological process: microtubule-based movement. The transcript has 2 exons.
CAAAACCGUUUGAAUUUAAUUUUAAAAAGCGUUUUACACUAUUAAUAUAUAUCUGUGAUUAAAAGUACUUAUAAGUGAAAAAAAAUGAAUCCCUCAAGCAAUUUCACCACACCAAGACUGAAAAGGCAGAAAUCCGACUCGUCAACGAAUUCAGACAGCUUAAAAGAUCCAGUUCAUGUUUUUUUGCGAAUGAAACCUCUCAAUGGCAAUGUAGAUUCUGCUUGUAUGAAAUUAAUAUCGCCGGACACGUUGGUGUUGACGACACCCCCCGAUUCCAAAGGGACUCGAAGGGAACUGUCGUACAAGUUCAAGCAUGUCUUCACCUCGUAUUCGUACCAAAGGGAGAUAUUCGACCAUGUCGCUUAUCCCCUGCUGGAGGACUUGCUCAAGGGCAAAAAUGCCCUGUUGUUCACAUAUGGGGUGACCGGUUCUGGUAAAACAUACACCCUGACUGGUGAUGUUAAGAAUCCGGGAAUAAUGCCGAGAUGUAUCUAUACCUUGUUUAACACAAUACAGGACAGCCAAACGCCGAAAUUUGUAAUCAAGCCAGACAGGAUGAAUGGAUUUGAGGUGCAAUCAGAAAGCGAAGCCCUACAGGACCAUAUCAAGUCAAACAGAACAAAUAAAGGAUAUAAAGGUAAACAGUCAGAAAAAGUGAUUUAUGAGAAUGAUGGCGUUAAAGUCCCAGUCUUGAAUGAAGGAAGUCAGUUUGCAGUUUUCGUGAGCUAUGUUGAAAUCUACAACAACACAGUGUAUGACCUCUUGGACGACACAAGAGGAAAGUCCCUGCAAUCGAAAAUACUUCGCGAAGACUGCAACAAAAACAUGUACGUGAAUGGGGUAAUUGAAAUAGAAGUAAAAUCGGCGGAGGAGGCCUUUGAUGUGUUUAACACUGGGCAAAAUAGGAAGAGAAUGGGUGACACAGCCUUGAACGCUGUUUCUAGCCGCAGCCAUUCGAUUUUCAAUAUAAGGGUUGUGCAAAUAGAGCAACAAACAAUAAAUCACAAUGGGGAACCCAUGAUUCCUGAAGGGAAUCACAUGCAGGUGUCCCAGUUGAGUUUGGUAGAUUUGGCUGGCUCUGAGAGGACCAACAGGACUCAAAACACUGGAACAAGGCUAAAAGAGGCCAGCAGCAUUAACAACUCGCUCAUGGCGUUAAGAAAUUGCAUAGACAUUUUAAGGGAGAAUCAAAUGAAGAAGAGCAAUAGACUGGUCCCCUACAGAGACAACAAACUGACGCUUCUAUUUAAAAACUAUUUUGAAGGAGAGGGAUCUGUCCAAAUGAUGAUUUGCAUAAACCCCACAGUUGAUGAUUUUGAAGAAAACCUGCAAGUUAUGAAGUUUGCUGAGAUUUCGCAGGACGUAAAAAUAGUCAGGUCUGAAAUUAAAAACACGCCGAUACGAAUGAAGCCGUCCGCACAGAAUGGAACCACUCCGAGAUCAGUUACUAAAACUAAAGAUGCCCCAAUUAGCAUGUUACCGUCCAUUCCAAGAAAAGAGUUCAAUAUAGAUGAUCCAGAGGCCUUUGGAGUACAAUUAAAUAGGAUUAUUGAGUGCCUAAGGGCUAGAAAGAAAAGGUCCAUACCUUUCGACAGAGAGAUAAGUCAGAAAGAAAAGGAGGUCAGGAGCAGGCUGGUGGAUUUGGAUAAGGACUCUAUACUGAGCAAAACCGAAAUAAAAAGUUUGAAGGCAGUCAUUCAAAAAGAGAGGUCUCAAAGCAAUAACUACAGAUGUAAGAUAACUGAUUUGGAAAACAAUAACGACUCAUUGUCAUCCAAACUUGCCACCAUGGAAAGCAAAAUACGCGAGCUACAGAACAAACUAAACGAAAAAGACCGACAAAUCAACAUUAACCACUUGGAAAAGGAAAAGCAGAAGCAAAAAUUGGAACUGCAGAGAGAGAAGCACACCCAGGAACUAGAUGCGAAGCUGAGACGACAACGUGAAUACAUGAACGCGAACACUAAAGCGAAGGACCAAAAGCUGAUGAAAAUAAAGGAGGUGAUCGACAGUGAAUUGGUGGUGACCCAAGACAUAACCGAAAUCGAGUCCCAGCCGAAUAAAAUCACGCACCUAAUCGAGAAACACAGGGAACGUGAAAAGGAGAAUCAAACUCCGCACAGGGGCAGAAACUUGGUCUCAACCUCGACGCCAGCCAACAAAAGACGAUCCAGAUCAGUGGGCGAAGUCUGGUUGGAACACAACGCUGUUAAGCCCGUGCCGUUGGGUACUGUUCUACAGCCCAGCAUGAAGAAGCGUAAGUCGGUUACCAAACUGAGCAAGGCUGAAGACGUCAUCAAUCCCAAACAAUCCAAGUACUGUCUAAUUGCCCAGGAAGCAGACACCGACGGCGAAAUGGAGACCAAGUUGUAUAAGGCUGAUAUUGUGCCGACUUGCGGUGGCGGAGCUCAGGUCGUUUUCAACGACGUCGAAUGUUUGCGACAGGAAUCGCCAAAUUAAACCCUAAGCUUAAAUACUGUAUAUACACAUUAUUUUUAAAGUAGUUUUAAAAUAUUUUUAAUAUAUUUUUAUGCUAAUAAAUGGAUAUUGGUUAUUUUAAAUUCGUUAUAAGUAAGUUUUUUUAAUAAAAGUCAACAAAUAAAACGUU